This is a messenger RNA of Astyanax mexicanus (Mexican tetra), 2955 nucleotides long. It is a transcript of the gene dusp8b, whose product is annotated as dual specificity phosphatase 8b. Gene Ontology annotation, molecular function: MAP kinase tyrosine/serine/threonine phosphatase activity; protein tyrosine/threonine phosphatase activity. Gene Ontology annotation, cellular component: cytoplasm. Gene Ontology annotation, biological process: negative regulation of MAPK cascade; protein dephosphorylation. The transcript has 5 exons. The record is from RefSeq and is a predicted model, not a curated record. The coding region runs from base 323 to 1939 and encodes 538 amino acids. NCBI's taxonomy places the organism in Eukaryota, Metazoa, Chordata, Actinopteri, Characiformes, Acestrorhamphidae.
AGCUCACAGUUCAACUCAGUUUAGAAGAGGACAGUGAGGAGAGCAGAUCCACCAGACAGACACUGGACACUGAGACGGACAGACCGGGACAUAUAGGGACAUUCCUGCUGUGGUCGGACCUCCAGGAACCUUUAGAGGAACCACAGGAACCCCCAGUAGAACCACUUCAACCUGGACUGAGUCAAAGUUUCUCUGCAUACUUGCAGCUGGACGUUGUGAGGACAUUGUGAGGACGUUGUGAGGGGACAGUGAAUGGUCUAUCCACUGCACUGAUCUGAUCUGCACUAACCGGACUCUGAUUGGACGGCUGCUGCUGGUCCGGAUGCCGGUGGACGUGGUGAUCGCCCCCCCGCUGUGGUCAGAGAUGCACGAGAGCGAGAUGAAGCUGAAGAUCCGCGUCCGGCGCAUUAAAGAGGGACGAGACCUCCGAGGAGGCUUCGCCGCCUUCACCUCCUGCUUCCCUGAUCUGUGUGAGAGUAAACAGGGAUCUAUACUGCCCCUCAGCUUCUCCCAGCCCUGCCUACCUGUGGCCAACAUUGGCCCCACCUGCAUCCUGCCCCACCUGUACCUGGGCUCACAGAAGGACGUCUUCAACAAGGAGCUCAUGGCUCAGAACGGCAUCACCUACGUCCUGAACGCCAGCAACACCUGCCCCAAACCAGACUUUAUCAGCGAGAACCACUUCCUGCGCAUUCCCGUCAACGACAGCUACUGUGAAAAGCUGCUGCCCUGGCUGGAGAAAACCAACAAAUUCAUCGACAAAGCCAAAGUGUCAAACUGUAGAGUCAUUGUUCACUGUCUGGCAGGAAUAUCCCGCUCCGCAACCAUUGCCAUCGCUUACAUCAUGAAAACCAUGGGCUUGUCAUCGGAUGAUGCCUACAGGUUUGUGAAGGACCUUCGUCCCUCAAUAUCCCCCAACUUCAACUUCCUAGGACAGCUGCUGGAGUUUGAGCGAGACUUAAAGCUGAAGACGUCCAUACCCUGCAGUCCUCUGAGGUCUGACCAUCUCGAGGAGGACGCAAAGGUCAUAGUGGAGCAGAACAUGGAGAACAGUCGCCCUUACCAGAGAACCCAAGAAACUGCAGUGGUAAAAACCAAGCCACCACGGUGUCUUGACCCACGCAAGUCACCAACCUCACUUCAGAAGGACCUCAGCAGCCUUAACCUGACUACAGACCAAAUUCUGCACAGCAACCGCCUCAAAUGCUCCUUCUCCCUCGACAUCAAGUCGGUCUACUCUUCAAAUCAACAUGGUAACUCUCAAUCGGACUCAGAAAACAUCCCCAAACUUUUCAAACUGGACAGUCCAAAGAGCGACGCCAAUGACCCAAGACAACCAGUUGGGUCAUGGUGCGUUGGGUCAUCACCUGUGGUGAUAGAAUCAAAGCUCAGUCACCAGGUAGAGAGACAAGACAGUGGUAGAGCUUAUCACGAGAGGUUGUCAUCCACCAAAACUCUUUCGCUCAACCUAAACCGAAGUCAACAAAGCCAAGGUGUUUGCGAUUCCGUCGCCAAUCGCAAAGCAUCGGUUUUUCUAAGCUUGCCCCUGGACAACUCGGGCAUCUGGACCAAGCACAGAAGCACAACGCAAGCCACCACACCGGUCACGCCCACAGAAGAUCACCCGUGGUUCUGUUCUGGUUCAGAUCCAGAUGUUUCCUCAAAGAUGAUGUCCUCCAGUGGCACCAUGCGGUCGUACCUCGGUGGUACUUCGGCUUACUCAGCGUUGAGCAGUUCUUCCAGUUCCAGUGUGCAGAUGUCUUGGGACAAACCCCAGGUUCCAGAGGUACAGUUUAAGAGGCGGAGCUGCCAGAUGGAAUUUGAGGAAAUCAUAAGUACAGCUAGUGGAACCGAAGAGUUUGGGAAGCUCGGGAAGAUCGGGAAGCUUGGGAAGCAGUCGAGUUUCUCCGGAAGCAUGGAGGUCAUCAAGGUGUCGUGACGGAAAAGGGGUUAAACUUGAUUUGACUGUGGACACUGUGAAGCUGAAGCCUCCAGUCGCAGGAAAGAAGCUUUAAAUGGACUAUUAGUAGUAGUAUUAUUAUUUCAAGGACCUAUUAACGAUCUGUCUUAUGGUCUUAUCAUUUCACCAGAAUGGACGGAAAUCACUUGGGUGAUACCAAAGUAAUUAUAUAAUUAUAUUUUGGAAUGGACGACAUCUUGCAUGUCUUGCAGAUGCAUGCGAUUAUGAGCCGUCACAAGCCUUUUUGCUCUCCAAAGGACAUCGGCGUCCAAAGUGUGACAGAACUUUGGUGCUCUUCCCUACUUUUCUGUGAAAGGGACGAUGGAGUAAAUGACACAUGUCACACCAAAGGACAAAAUACGUAGAACUUUCGUAAAAAAGACCUGUCAUCUUGAGGUACCCUCCAUAUGAAGGAUUCACAGCAGUUGGGAUGUUUAUUUUAUUUUAUUACCGCAUGGCUAAAAAACGAAAGAAACAAUGUUAAUAUGAAUGAACUCUUAAGGAUUUUGCAGUAGAUUGUCUCCAAAGUAAAAAAAGUACACUACCGGUCAAAAGUUUUAGAACACCCCCUAUUUUGUAUUAAUGACUUUAUUACCUCACUUUACCAGUAAAAAUCACCAAAAAAUGUUAUUUUCUUCUCUGAUGAAACUAAGACUUCCAGUCCUUAACCAUGCUAAUCUGAGCUAAAGGCUAAGGCUGCUGUUUCCAUGUGGGUCAGCCAGACGUCUUCCUGUAGCAGUUUUUUUUCUCCAGUUUCUAAGAGUCUUUAUUUGAAGGUGUAGAAACAGAACUCACCGCUCUCUGACUUCAUCUGUAAUUUCUUUAAAGAAAAGAAAGAACUUCUAUUUUUAAUAGUUUUAACAGAGUUCUCGGUGUUUCUGUGUUUUUUUUUUCUAGUUAUUAUGAUGAAAGUGUGACUUUGGAAAGGCUUUGGAAAUUGACAUUUAAAAAAAAAAUCAACCUGUUAACCAAUUAAUUAUUUGCUAAAAUCAAUA